AUGGGAAAAAGAAAGGAAGUCAAGGCACCAUCCUCCAAAGCAUCUUCGCCGCCCCAUGUUCCCGACGACACGAACCCGGCUCCAACCCCGAACCAGUCAGAGAGAUAUAAAGAUAUCGAUGCACUCCAGGUCAAGAUCGAUCAUCUGCAGGCUGAAAUAGAUGAGUUAGAGAGAGACCGUCAAGAAAAAAUGCGGCUGGCAGUCUUUGGGGGGCGCGGCUGGCCAAAGCCUAUCAUCGAUUACAAGAAUGCGUUUAACUCUCUCUUCAUCACGGCGAACUGGUGGGCGGAUGAUUAUGUGAAAAGAGAUACGGCUGCGCUGGCCGAAUUCGCUCCCGGUGAGAAACGAAGUAUUCUCCAGAGCCUGGAUGGCUACUGUGUACAGGAUUUGGACUGGGAUACUUUUCUAAAGUCUCUGCCGUAUCCGAUCCGUACUUUCAUACCCCUUGUGCUCGCCCGAACGAUGCUCGUAAAGGACAUAUUCGAUAAAUUCUUCGAGAAUCCUUUUUGGUACUUUGAGGGCAAGACAGAGGCGAUAGACGUUGAGCCUCAAGCACAGAGUUCGCUGUCGUUUGCACAACAUCUGCAGCAUCUGUAUGAGCAGUUUCUGAUUGUGAAUCCCAAGUCUGCCAGCCUGUGGAAGACCGAGACCGUUCGUCUUGCGAACUCCGUCAAUGAUAAACAGGCCAACAACACUGAGAUGGGCCGGCAUACAAAGAGUCGACGUGAGGAAUUGACUCGAUCAUUCGCUUCCGCCAUGCUGAAACAUCCACCAUUUCAAAUGCUACUUGAAAACUGUGAAGACACCGCUGUGCGGGAGGAAAAGCUUGUCCAGUUCUACGAGAAAGCCGAAAAGUUGGCUAUCAGUCUCGGCUCUUCCCAUGGUAUCUGUACGUAUCGAAAUCUCACGAAGUUGGCCUCGCCCUUGUUCUCGGGAGGGGAUCAAGUCGUGACUGCAGAGGACCGUCAUAUUCUCCUGCCGCACCAGCCUAGACUGGACGGACAUCGUAUUCUGUUCAUCUUGCAACCUGCAGUGUCACGCACGGGAGCGGCAAUCCUCGACGGGGGAUUAGAAUCAUGGGCUCAGGCUGUCGCAGUGAUUGAGGAUGGCGACUGUACAGAAGAAGUGUACCACGAGUUGCAACAAGAACGGGAAGCUGAGGCGCGUGAGGUCUACAGAGAGAAACAGGAGGUAAUGGCGAAGCACCAGGCUGAAUGGGAACGAGAACGACGAGAGAAGCAAAAAGAGGGCAAAAGAGUGGAGGAAGAGACACAGGGAGAAGAGGUGGGAAAGAUUAUAGAAGGAAGCCCAGGGAAGCAGGAGGAUGAUGAAGGAGCAGAUGAAGAUACGGAAAGACCAGCACCCAAGCGAGCACGAAGAACAAGAGGAGCAGCAGGGAAAAAGUCAGGCCAGCAGGUAAAAGAGGAGAAAGGGGAAGAAGAGACGAAGAAAAUAAGAGGACGCCGGGCAACCAGAGGAAAGACUACCAAAUGA
Aspergillus luchuensis is the source of this 1494-nucleotide messenger RNA. RefSeq lists its product as uncharacterized. The transcript is spliced from 3 exons. Lineage: Eukaryota; Fungi; Ascomycota; Eurotiomycetes; Eurotiales; Aspergillaceae. Bases 1 to 1494 code for a protein of 497 amino acids. The record is from RefSeq and is a predicted model, not a curated record.